Messenger RNA from Adineta ricciae, 201 nucleotides. NCBI's taxonomy places the organism in Eukaryota, Metazoa, Rotifera, Eurotatoria, Adinetida, Adinetidae. The record is from the annotation of a GenBank genome assembly.
AUGGAGAAUCUUCAUCCAGAAAAACAAGAAUUUACAAAGAAUUAUCAAAUACGAAGAAAAUCUUUACAACCCAUUGAUCGACAUCGAGAUGAAAUUGAUUCUCAACAAAGAAUUUAUCUCAAUGCAGGAAUUGACUCGACUUGUGGAAUUAAAAAAAUCGGUCGAGACAAAUUCGCGUCGCACGAAAAUCUCUCUUCGUAA